GUGUGUGUGUGUUACUAAGAGUGUGCUACAUGUGUUCCCCAGUGGAUGGCUCAGUGACGGUGGAGCUGAAGGCGUUAGCGACACACCUGUCUGGGGGACGCGUCUACAACGUCACCUGUCUCGCAUCGGGGGUGUGGCCGCCGCCCAUCCUCUCCUGGCGGCUCCGGGGCAAGCAGAUCACCAAGAGGGUUCACCAGCGGCAUCCAGGCGGGGACCUCACGGAGUCAGUGCUGGAGCUGAAGGCGGGCAUUGGUGACGACGGCAGCCUUCUGGAGUGUCUGGCCAGCUCACCGACCCUGCCACACCUCACCGCCUCAGACUCAGCCAGACUCACCGUGCACUGUGAGUCAUGA
Molecule: messenger RNA, 353 nt
Organism: Portunus trituberculatus (swimming crab)
Lineage: Eukaryota; Metazoa; Arthropoda; Malacostraca; Decapoda; Portunidae
Exons: 2
Coding region: 30-353 (107 amino acids)
Source: RefSeq, a predicted model, not a curated record